GCAAAUUUGCUAUCUAGGCUGAUAUAAGUGACUUGUAACGGUAAAUGUAGAGGACAAAAUAUGCUGGCCGAACCAUUUUUUAAGGUUGCUUGGAAAAUACGGUAUUAACAUUUCGUACAUAUGAUUUAGUUUUUUAGACUGUUUGCUCAAACUUUACUAUAAGUUGUAUUAGUAUUUGUCCUGUUAUCUGUUUACAACACUGCUAGUUUUAUACUAAUUGAGUCUUCAGCCUACUUGCAUCUAUAUCUUCAAAUAAUCUGACGAGGGGCAGCAGACUAUGCUUCUGGUACCUAUAAAUAGCUUUGGUAUACAGAGUCCACGUCGUCAAGUACCACCAAAAGCAUUCGAUGUAUUUCCAUCUGAACUUUCGCCAUACAGCAUAAAUCCAACAGGUCUUUACCAACCUUAUAUCAGUGUUGUUACUGAUAGCCUGGCGGUCCAGAAUUCACCGUAUUUGAUGACAGACAUGGUGGGAUAUUCCCGCCGAAACGCAGGACAACAGCGCGUACCAUCGCUCCCAAUUAACACCGGUACUGGAGUUCCAGUUGAGGCCUAUUCUCAAGUGACAGACGCCCAUGAUUGUAGUGGUUGUAGUGGCUCUACUCCAAAACCAGAAAAAGAAGAUUCAAUUUUAUUCAGCCUACUAAACAAACCCCAUCACGAACUGAGGCCAAAGACCACACCGUGUCUUAACACACAACCCGUCACACAGUUGCCAUAUAUAGGCAACAGAUCAACUAUGACUCGUCGAUGUGUAGGCCUACGAAACGCAGCUGAAACGCACAAAAAUUCUGCCGAAAUUCUUGAAAAAACAAUAAGCUUUGUAAAAAGUUUAGAGUCUUUUAAAAAUCUUGGAACUCACGACCAAGAGCUUCUUUUCUCCAACUGCUGGGCAGAGCUGUUCAUUGUCGGAAUGGCUCAGGAACAAGUAUCGUUUGAUGUUAUCCGUUACGAAAUUUCUGUGCAUGCUACGGUUCAAACAUCUAAAGAUGUUUCAUUCAAUGAAGGAGAAUCAGUAAAAGUUGACGAAGCUGACAAGCUGAAAAGUUUUAUUAAACGUUUCACGGAACUGCAACUUUCAGCUGUAGAAUAUGCAUAUUUCAUGGGAACCGUCUUAUUUAAUCCAGAUGUAGUUGGAUUAAAGGACCGAGAUACCAUUGCCUCGUUACAAGUUGAAGCAAUGCAUGCCCUCGCCGAAUAUAGAGGCGAGAGAGUGAAUUCAUCGCCAUUUGACGCAGAACAUCACCAGCAAAUGCGUCUUGCACAAAUAUUACUUGGUCUUCCGGCACUGAGAAGUAUCAAAACACAUGCAAUUGCUGAGUUGUUCUUUCGCUCUCAUAACUGCUGUCCAGAUAUCUUGAUAUCGUAGAUGUUUGCUGUUUUCGUUUAUUCACAAACGGGUUUACUCGUAUGCACACUUGAAGUCCUGCACGUAAAGUUCGACAAACGCUCUGAAACGUAGAGCAUGCUGUUAUUCUCAAGACGAUGUUGUUAUCAACUAUUGUGACGUAAUGUGUUUGCCGUGAAACUGCACAAAAGCGCUGGAACAAUACUGACUUUAUCUCUCUCAGAUGAAGCUUUGAAACGAAGGCCUCAAGUAAUCACAAGCAUAAAAGGAAGUAGAAAGCAAUUUAAAUAUGUGGAUUGGCCUGACAUUGACUAUAUAAAUUCAUGUAAUGUUAUAAAUUCAUGUGUAAAUUUAUCAAUGAAAUAGGUGAAUUUGCUUACAAAAUUUUUGUAGUUUUCACGUCAUAAAAACAUAAAAUUAAUUCCUCCCCACUCAGAAGAUAUUUCGAACUUUCAACUUGGGUUAGGAAUGGGCCAUAAACAGAAUGCACCGCUGCUGCGAGGUGCAUGUAUGGCUUACAAAUAUCUCAAGAUUAUUUCUGUAUAUGAGAUGACACAGAGC
Molecule: messenger RNA, 1909 nt
Organism: Styela clava
Lineage: Eukaryota; Metazoa; Chordata; Ascidiacea; Stolidobranchia; Styelidae
Product: nuclear receptor subfamily 0 group B member 2-like
Biological process (GO): negative regulation of transcription by RNA polymerase II
Cellular component (GO): cytoplasm; nucleus
Molecular function (GO): transcription corepressor activity; transcription factor binding
Source: RefSeq, a predicted model, not a curated record